AUGGACCCAAAUCUCUUGAACAUCAAGUCGUCAUUGAUGACAAAUGAAGAUGGGAGUGUAGCAGAAAAUGAAAAUGCAGCUAUGCCUGAAGAAGACUACGAAGCCGUUGCAUUUCACGAGAAUUUGCAUGAUUCUGGUCUAGAAUUAAGGUCAUCAAGCAGGCGAAUUGACAGAUGUAACCAACUUGACAACUCUGUAAGCUUAGAAUCUCAGGAAGUCAUCGAAAUGUGCAUUGACAUCGAGCCCCAACCUGCAGAGGAGAUACCAGAUCUUCUCUUUGAGGAGGAUGAAGAAGAGAAUUCGGAAGAAAAGAUCUUUGAUGAACAGGAAAUCUCGUUGGUUGUGGCUGACUUUGAAAUCCCAUCAUCCAACCAGCCAUUGCCUGAAGUUGAACAAGUCACCCCAUCACUUAUUCAAAUAGAAGCAGAACUGACUUCUGCAGAGCCCCAACCUGCAGAAGAGAUACCAGAACUUCUCUUUGAGGAGGAUGAAGAAGAGAAUCCGGAAGAGAAGAUCAUUGAUGAACAGGAAAUCUCGUUGGUUGUGGCUGACUUUGAAACCCCAUCAUCCAACCAGCCAUUGCCUGAAGUUGAACAAGUCACCCCAUCACUUAUUCAACUAGAAGCAGAACUGACUUCUGCAGAGCCCCAACCUGCAGAAGAGAUACCAGAACUUCUCUUUGAGGAGGAUGAAGAAGAGAAUCCGGAAGAAAAGAUCAUUGAUGAACAGGAAAUCUCGUUGGUUGUGGCUGACUUUGAAACCCCAUCAUCCAACAAGCCAUUGCCUGAAGUUGAACAAGUCACCCCAUCACUUAUUCAACUAGAAGCAGAACUGACUUCUGCAGAGCCCCAACCUGCAGAAGAGAUACCAGAACUUCUCUUUGAGGAGGAUGAAGAAGAGAAUCCGGAAGAGAAGAUCAUUGAUGAACAGGAAAUCUCGUUGGUUGUGGCUGACUUUGAAACCCCAUCAUCCAACCAGCCAUUGCCUGAAGUUGAACAAGUCACCCCAACACUUAUUCAAAUAGAAGCAGAACUGACUUCUGCAGAGCCCCAACCUGCAGAAGAGAUACCAGAACUUCUCUUUGAGGAGGAUGAAGAAGAGAAUCCGGAAGAGAAGAUCAUUGAUGAACAGGAAAUCUCGUUGGUUGUGGCUGACUUUGAAACCCCAUCAUCCAACCAGCCAUUGCCUGAAGUUGAACAAGUCACCCCAACACUUAUUCAAAUAGAAGCAGAACUGACUUCUGCAGAGCCACAACCUGCAGAAGAGAUACCAGAACUUCUCUUUGAGGAGGAUGAAGAAGAGAAUUCGGAAGAAAAGAUCAUUGAUGAACAGGAAAUCUCGUUGGUUGUGGCUGACUUUGAAAUCCCAUCAUCCAACCAGCCAUUGCCUGAAGUUGAACAAGUCACCCCAACACUUAUUCAACUAGAAGCUGCACUGACUUCUGCAGAGCCCCAACCUGCAGAAGAGAUACCAGAACUUCUCUUUGAGGAGGAUGAAGAAGAGCCUUCGGUUGUAUUGGAACCUCCAUUAGCUUUCUCCUCAUCUGCUCCAUUUGACGUAAACCAGGGAUUGUCUGAUCCAUCAGAAAAGCCGAAGCAAGAACUGCCUGUUUAUAGGGAAGAGGCAAGCGCAUGGAAUAACAAUGUCAUUCAAGAAAAAGAAAAGUCAUUGUCAAUCAAUUUCUGGGAUAUUCCAACAUCAAACCAACUUGUGCCAAAAGGUGACAAAGGUUCCACAUCAUCGGAACAAUUCGCAAGAGGCUCUCUCGAGAAGCAAUAUCCGUCAGGGAAUAACGCUGCUUCAUCAAAGAAACUCGGUCCCUACGACAAGGUGGUACUAUCCAGAACUGGUACUUCCGUGUAUGAUGAAGAAGCUGAAAAGCUCAAGACAAACUGCAACCAAUUUGCGAAAUUGCUUGACGAAAUCGAAUGUUCUUUCAACUAUUUUGACGACGGAUUCAAACGAAUAGAAUCGCGCCUGCAUGGUGCAGCAAAGCAGCGAGUGGAAAAGGAAGAUGUCGUCCAUGAAAACAAACGGCUGGCUUUAUUGAACGAAGAGCUCUGUAAAAAAGUGGAAGCUUUAUACAAGCAACUUGAACAGGAAGUCAAUAUGCAGAAAGGUAUGACAGAGCAUCAAUUUAACCUGGAGACCGAGAAUGAGCAGCUUCGUUUGCAAGCCGAUAAGCUUAUGAAGGAUAAAAACAAAGACGAAGUUCUACUUGGGCUUCUCGAAAAAGAAAAUGGGGAGCUAUUGGUCAAGUCUUUCAAAUUAAAUGAAUUGGAAAUUCAAGAGAAGAAAACACAAGAAGAGAUGGAAAAAUGCUUGACUGAGCUUUCAAAGAUCGAAGACAUUGUCAAGCAAAAGGAUGAGGAGAGAACACAUCUAGAAGAAGGAAUAUUUCAGCUACAAAAGAAGUGGGAAAGAGAACACUUAAGGCUAUUAGAGGCACAAGACGAAAAUGACAGUUUAAUAUCUAAAAUUUCCGAUUAUCGCGUCAAGUUGGAUCACCUUGAAAGAGAACAUAAACUGACUCAAGAGGUGUCCAUAGAGCAACGUGAAACAAUUUCGUCUUUAAACCUAAAAAAAGCUGAUCUUUCAGUUGAGAUUGACAAUUUGAAAUUUCGUCUAAGAAGCUUUGUGAAUUUGGAAGAGCAGAAUGAGGCGCUGAAUGAAGAGCUACGAAAAGCAAAGAACAAUUUACGGGCAAUGGAGAAUGUGUACACGGUUUCAAUGGCCGAUGCAAUAAAGUUUCGCGGCAAAUAUGAUGAGGCAUGUUAUGAGCUUGAAGGGCUCAAAGCAACGAUUGAUUUGCUAUCUACUGAGAAAAAGGAACUGAGUGAAAAAUGUGACAGAUUGGAAAACGAAAUGACCAAAGAAUUGCUUGGGCAUGAAGGAACUUUGAACAGUACUGACGGGAAAACCGAGGCACUUGAGUCAAACUUAAAUUUGAAAAAUGUGCCAGAAGAUAGCAGCUUUUGGGGAAAUGAAGCCAAGAGAAGCAAAGAUUAUAAAACUAAUUUUGAUUAAGGACCAAAAAUUGAACCAAACAAAAUUGACCAUUUUAUAAUGGUCGUAGUAGCCUAAAUUGGUAUGACUUAACUAAAAAUGUAAAAGGCAAGUUGAUUUAUUUAAUGAACAUUGUCGAAUUGAAUGAAUCUAUAUUUUCAAUGCCUGUGUAUUUGUUCAGAGAAUUCUUGAAGGCCAAAAACGGAAGUGGUAAACAGAAACUUUCAAUCACUAUGACCAAAGUUUCUUUCGAUUGGGUUUUGACAUAUCUAAUUGUGGAUAAAAAAGGAAUUAAGAUGAUAUUUUUUAUUCACAAUACGGAUGGCUUGACUUACAGAGAAUAUCAUCUUGAAAAGACAGUAUUUGACAAUUUCAUUAAGGUUAGGCCUAUGUGUGCAAUGAUUGAUGACUGCCAAUUAAAGCAGAAAGUAAGGAUUAACAGUGGUGGUCGCCCCGUGGUCCUUGGAUGCGGUUGAAGAGGCUGUCGUGUCUAAAUGCUUUCAAUGUCAAAUAGUAAUGUAACAACCAAGGGCCAAGUGCAAAAUUCGAUCAUUAAAACAACAAACAAGCAAAAAGUAGAUUAUGAAGCUUCAAUGCUUGAGCUUAAGAUUAAAUGUCAUAGAUUAAAGAUAGAGCAUUUUUGCUGCAAUAUACCUGGGUCUCUCUAUUAUUGGCAAAGUAUCUGAGAGUUUGUCAAAUUAUGGAAACGAA
This is a messenger RNA of Rhopilema esculentum, 3717 nucleotides long. NCBI's taxonomy places the organism in Eukaryota, Metazoa, Cnidaria, Scyphozoa, Rhizostomeae, Rhizostomatidae. The record is from RefSeq and is a predicted model, not a curated record.